This is a messenger RNA of Jaculus jaculus (lesser Egyptian jerboa), 858 nucleotides long. It is a transcript of the gene Brk1, whose product is annotated as BRICK1 subunit of SCAR/WAVE actin nucleating complex. The transcript has 3 exons. Gene Ontology annotation, molecular function: protein-containing complex binding. Gene Ontology annotation, biological process: actin filament organization; regulation of actin polymerization or depolymerization; cell motility. Gene Ontology annotation, cellular component: SCAR complex. Lineage: Eukaryota; Metazoa; Chordata; Mammalia; Rodentia; Dipodidae. The record is from RefSeq and is a predicted model, not a curated record. Bases 40 to 267 code for a protein of 75 amino acids.
CGGCGCGCCUGCGCAGUCACUCUUCCUUGGGCGGCCGCCAUGGCGGGACAGGAGGAUCCGGUGCAACGGGAGAUUCGCCAGGACUGGGCGAACCGGGAGUACAUUGAGAUCAUCACCAGCAGCAUCAAGAAAAUCUCGGACUUUCUCAACUCGUUCGAUAUGUCUUGUCGUUCAAGACUUGCAACACUAAACGAGAAAUUGACAGCCCUUGAGCGGAGAAUAGAAUACAUAGAAGCACGGGUGACGAAAGGUGAGACGCUCACCUAGAACUGUGGGAUGCUGCUGCUGGGAAGUUGCUGUACAGAACACAGGCCACGUGGGAAAGGCCCCAGCAGCCUCUGCUCCUUUGUCUCUCCUUAAAGAGCAACAGGGCUUUUUCUUGUUUUUCUUUUUUCAAAAGUGGCCUUUGCUACUGCCAUGCUCAUCUGGAAUGUGGUGUGGCAUUGGGGAGAAGCCCAGGAGACCUCCUGGAAACAGCAUUAGGCAUUUUACCUUUUCAGUUACACUUUAUGGAACUACUUAUUGUUGUGUUUGAGGUGUUCAGAGCCACAAAGACUGGGAUUCUGUCAAGGUCCUCCCCACCUCACUCCUCUCAGAUUUUCCCUCCAGCUCCCCUGGCCUCUGCACUGAUUCUGUCAGCAGUCUGUUUUCUCCCCACCUGGGGUGGGGUGGAACAGUCCUGGCUGGAUGCUCAUGCUUGGCAGUGUGGUACCAGAGAAUUGUUUACUCACCCAUGUUCUUGUUUUGAGGAGGUCAGGCUAGGCCCCCAGUUGGCUUGAAGGGACAUUUUCAGUUUUCUUUCUGUCACUUGGGUUAUCUCUUGCCUCUCAUAUUUCCCUAAUAAACUCCUCAACUUUA